AUGAAUUAUCAAAUUUACAAGCUUUUGCGUGCAAUACGUCAACGUUCAUUUAAAAGACCAAGUUUGGAAACGAGCAUUCGCUCAUUAAGUACCACUACAACUAUACAACCCGAACCACGGUAUUACGGCCAACCGACGGCGGAUACUCAUCCACAUUUAAUGAAGCCCGGUGAAAGGUUUCUUCUUAAAUUGAAAGUAACACCCGGGAUAUCAGCCAUCGAGUAUGAGUUAAGAAGAACAAGGUUAAUGAAAAAGCUUCCGGAAAAUAGCGUUGCCAUAUCGUUGGGAUAUCGAACAAGAUACAUGUCAAACAAAGUAUUUUAUCCAUUCCAUCAGAACACAGACUUCUUUUAUUUAUGUGGUUUUAAUGAACCAGACGCGGCUAUGGUCUUAGAAAAGAAUAAUAGUCAAAGGGGUUAUAAAAUGACAAUGUUUGUACCGCCAAAAAAUCGAAGUAUAGAAAUCUGGGAUGGUCCUAGAACAGGUCUGUUAGGUGCCGUAUAUAUAUUUGGUGCAGACGAGGCUAUGGAAUCGUCUAGAUUUAAUUCAAAAAUAAAAGAAAUCGCAAAGAAUUACAAAGACGUGUACAUUGACCUCCCUCCACGAACAAAUAUUCUUUCAAGUGAUAGUAUUUCGAAAAGUAUUAGCCGAACUCACGUAAAACCAUUGAGUCGUAUAGUUCAAGAAUUGAGAAUUGUUAAGAGCGAUGCUGAAAUUGCAUUAAUGAAGAAAGCUGGACAGAUAACCGGCAAAGCAUUCAUAGAGGCAAUGAAGUUUACAAAGCCUGGUUUGUCUGAACAUGACUUAUCCGCAAAAAUAGAGUUUGAAUGUCGGAUUCGUGGAGCGCAGUACCUUGCAUAUGUACCGGUAGUUGCUGGAGGUAUUAAUGCCUUAACGAUGCAUUAUGUAAGAAAUGAUAUGCCAUUGCGUAACGGUGAUUUGGUAUUAAUGGACGCGGGUGGAGAAUAUCAUGGAUAUGCUAGUGAUGUUACGCGAACUUGGCCAAUAAAUGGUAAAUUUUCGCCACCUCAACGCGAACUUUAUGAGGCCGUGCUGAAUGUCAAUAGAAAAUGUAUAAAGCUUUGCACCGAAAAGCAAACCAUUUCAUUAAAUGGUGUACACGAACAAUCUGUUCAAUUCAUGAAAGAGGAAUUAUCAAAUCUUGGAUUCCAUCUUGUAGAAGGGGACGUGGAUCGAGUGUUAUAUCCUCACCAUGUCGGACAUUAUCUUGGAUUAGAUGUUCACGAUACGCAUGACUUGGAUCGUUCACGAACAUUAAAAAAUGGAAUGGUGUUAACUAUAGAACCUGGAAUUUAUAUUCCCCCUAAUAAUGCUUACCCAAAGCAAUAUCAUAGUAUGGGAGUUCGUAUAGAGGAUGAUGUGUUAGUUGGUGAAACAGAUCCAUAUGUAUUAAGCUCAACAGCGCCAAAAGAAAUUGAUGAUAUUGAAUAUUGUAUGGAAAACUAA
Molecule: messenger RNA, 1467 nt
Organism: Funneliformis mosseae
Lineage: Eukaryota; Fungi; Glomeromycota; Glomeromycetes; Glomerales; Glomeraceae
Source: the annotation of a GenBank genome assembly